Messenger RNA from Clupea harengus (Atlantic herring), 915 nucleotides. Its product is annotated as major histocompatibility complex class I-related gene protein-like. Gene Ontology annotation, biological process: immune response. The record is from RefSeq and is a predicted model, not a curated record. Gene Ontology annotation, cellular component: external side of plasma membrane. The transcript is spliced from 4 exons. NCBI's taxonomy places the organism in Eukaryota, Metazoa, Chordata, Actinopteri, Clupeiformes, Clupeidae. The coding region runs from base 1 to 915 and encodes 304 amino acids.
AUGGUAACAGGAGCCGUCUCCGUCUUCGCUUUUCUGUUGGCCAUUUCUGAUAUGCAGCACACGAAGUUCUUCUACACGGUCACAUCAGGAAUCUCAAGCUUCCCAGAGUUUGUAGCAGUUGGAAUGGUUGAUGGUGAGGUCAUCACUCAGUAUGACAGCAACACACGAAAUUGGGUUCCCAGGCAGGCAUGGAUGAAGGAGCAUCUGGAUCAGAAGUACUGGGACUCAGAGACCGAGCUGGCCAUGAUGGCUGAGGUGGCCCUCAAUGCUAGCAUGUGGAAUUUAAAAGAACGCUUUAAUCAGACUAUGGGAGUGCAUGUUCUCCAGAGACGGUAUGGCUGUGAGUGGGAUGAUGAGAGUAACGUCACCAGUGGCUAUGAGCAGUAUGGUUAUGAUGGAGAGGACUUCAUCACACUGGAUCUGAACAACAUGAGAUGGGUGGCUGUGAAACAACAAGCAGCCGUGACCAGAGACAAAUGGAACCCCUACGAGUCAAUUUUGAAUGGCAGGAAUCAGUACUUCACCCAGGACUGCCGUGAUUGGCUGAAGAAGUAUGUUCAGUACGGGAACAAUACUCUCAGAAGGAAAGUCGCUCCUGAAGUGUCUCUGAUCCAGAAGAAGUCAUCUUCUACAGUGGUGUGCCACGCCACAGGGUUCUAUCCAGCUACGGUGAAGAUCACCUGGAAGAGAGAUGGAGUAGAGAUGCAGGAGGAUGUGAAUAUGGAUAAGCAAGAGACGCUGCCCAAUGGGGAUGGAACCUUCCAGAAGAGAGCUGAGCUCACUGUGUCACCUGAGGAGAGAAAGAGAAGUCAGUACACCUGUGAGGUGGAACACAUGAGUGGAGAACCAACACUCAUCACCCUGACUGAGGAAGACGGUAAGAUUGUUCAGAGACCAGACACCAUCAGCUACUGA